AUGAAGACCUCUGCGCUGAUUGGUUCGAUUGCUCUGGGCUUGCUGCCUGAAGUAAUCGCCUCCCCUAGUGGCUUCAACCCUGAUAAUAUUGUGGUCGCGCAGCGUGCGCUCCCCAAUGCGCCCGACGGGUAUGUCCCUACUUCAGUCACCUGCCCAGCGAGCCGACCGAGCAUCCGCAGCGCGGCUAAGCUCUCCUCCAACGAGACAUCAUGGCUGAAAGGCCGUCGCGAGAAAGCUCUGUCUGGCUUGAAGGACUUCUUCGGACAUGUGACAGUCGGCGAUUACGAUGUGGCUUCGUACCUUGACAAGCACUCGUCCAAUAUUUCAAACAUCCCCAAUAUUGGUAUUGCCGUAUCCGGCGGAGGAUACCGCGCGCUGAUGAAUGGCGCCGGUGCGAUUAAGGCCUACGACAGCCGUACAAAUAACGCGUCGACGAGUGGACACCUGGGUGGUUUGCUGCAGUCUGCUACCUAUCUUGCUGGUCUCAGUGGAGGCAGCUGGUUGCUUGGAUCGAUCUAUAUCAAUAACUUCACCACCAUCGAUAAGCUGCAGACGCACUCCGAUGGUGCUGUCUGGCAGUUUGGAAACUCAAUCCUCGAGGGUCCUGAUACUGGCGGCAUCCAACUUUUGGAUUCAGCUAGUUAUUAUAAAGAUCUUGCUGAGGCUGUGGAGUCAAAGAAGAAGGCUGGCUUCGAUACUUCUCUCACUGAUCUCUGGGGCCGCGCACUUGCCUACCAGAUGUUUAAUGCUUCCAAUGGGGCAAUGAGUUACACCUGGUCAUCUAUUGCCGAUACAGCCGAUUUCCAGGACGGAAACUAUCCCAUGCCGCUGGUUGUUGCUGAUGGGCGUAACCCCGGUGAAUUGUUGAUUGGAGGCAAUUCAACCGUCUAUGAAUUCAAUCCCUGGGAGUUUGGCUCAUUUGAUCCUACUAUUUUUGGUUUCGCCCCCUCAAGUGGCUCGCUUGCUAGCAACGAGAGCUGCAUCAGCGGAUUUGACAGUGCUGGUUUCAUUAUUGGAACUUCCUCCACCCUAUUCAACCAAUUCCUUCUCCAACUCAACACCACCUCACUUCCCAGCUUCGUGAAGAGUAUCUUCAACGACCUCCUCACGAAGCUCGACAAGUCCGACGAUGACAUCGCGUCGUACGACCCCAACCCCUUUUACUUCUACAACAACGACACCUCGCCCUAUGCCCACCAGACUAUGCUGGAUGUCGUUGACGGCGGUGAGGAUGGACAGAACGUCCCCCUGCACCCUCUUAUCCAACCCGAGCGCCAUGUCGAUGUUAUCUUCGCCGUCGAUUCCUCCGCUGACACCGAUUACUACUGGCCGAACGGCACAUCCCUUGUGGCUACCUACGAGCGCAGCUUGAACAGCUCUGGUAUCGGCAACGGCACUGUCUUCCCUGCGGUCCCAGACCAGAACACCUUCAUUAACCUUGGCCUCAACACUCGCCCCACUUUCUUUGGAUGUGACAGCUCCAACAUGAGUGGCCCAGCGCCUCUGGUCGUUUAUGUGCCCAACGCUCCUUACUCAUACAACUCCAACGUCUCAACCUUCCAGUUGAGCACCGACGACACUCAGCGUGAUAAUAUCAUUCUCAACGGAUAUGAGGUCGCCACUAUGGCCAACAGCACUCUGGACGGCAACUGGACAGCAUGUGUUGGCUGCGCCAUCCUCAGCCGCUCAUUCGAGCGCACAAACACCACGCUUCCAGAUAUCUGCAACACAUGCUUUGACCGGUACUGCUGGAACGGCACUGUCAACUCCACAGCACCGGCAAACUAUGACCCGACAGAAUACUUGGCUGAUAGUUCUGCUUCGGUGAUGGUGCCCACCAUAGUGUCGACGGUUGUUACCGCUAGCAUGGCACUUUUCGCCUUAGCAUAA
This is a messenger RNA of Penicillium soppii, 1890 nucleotides long. Its product is annotated as lysophospholipase family protein. Gene Ontology annotation, cellular component: intracellular membrane-bounded organelle; cytosol. Gene Ontology annotation, molecular function: A2-type glycerophospholipase activity. Gene Ontology annotation, biological process: glycerophospholipid catabolic process. Lineage: Eukaryota; Fungi; Ascomycota; Eurotiomycetes; Eurotiales; Aspergillaceae. The record is from RefSeq and is a predicted model, not a curated record. The coding region runs from base 1 to 1890 and encodes 629 amino acids. The transcript has 4 exons.